This is a messenger RNA of Cicer arietinum (chickpea), 911 nucleotides long. RefSeq lists its product as uncharacterized. NCBI's taxonomy places the organism in Eukaryota, Viridiplantae, Streptophyta, Magnoliopsida, Fabales, Fabaceae. The record is from RefSeq and is a predicted model, not a curated record.
CUUCAUCACCAAAGACAGCAACACUACCAUACCAUCGCUUUUCAACAAAAGAGGAAAUCUCCAUUUGACCUAAAUUCAAUUUCUCCACAGCCUGAAGAAGCUUCAAUCAUCUCCACAUUCCAUUUUCCAUGGCAAAUGCCUGGAAAAAAGAUAAACCCUCUCGACUACUCUCUCCGAAGUUACUCAUUUUACUCUUUUCUUCCACUCUCCUCUUACUAUUCCUAUUCUUCGCAUUCCUUACCCCUCAUCCCUCAAAUCCUAACCCUAAUUUCCUCACUCUCAAUACCCACCUCUUCUCAAAUUCAAUUUCCCCUUUCGAUUGCAUCAAAUCACCUCAAGCCCACCCCAUCGUCGAAGGCGUUCGUUACCCGUUUCUAUUUUCGCUUUCCGAUUUCGGAAAUCUACCUGAUAAGCCACACAAGAACAUCGUGAGAUUGCUCAAAGGGAAGCCUUUUCGAAAACCUGAUAUAUCGGUGACUAUUCAUGAGGUUCUUGAGAAGGCUAAAAGUGAGGGAACAAAUGGGUUUGUUGUAGAUGUUGAUGCUAAUGUUGGUAUGGUGAGUUUUGCUGCUGCUGCUAUGGGGUUCCGUGUUUUGGCGUUUGAGCCUAUUUUUGAGAAUUUGCAGAAGAUUUGUGAAGGAAUUUACUUUAAUAGAGUUGGGGAUGUUGGUGCUAAUGUUGGUAGUGUUGUUGUUGUUGGUGAUGAAGUGAAAGUUGAGGUGUCUGAAAUUGCAAGGGAGAAGAAAGUGGAUCAAGUUGAGAGCUUUGUUGAUGAAACUGUUGAGCGCAAUGUUGAGGGGGGAGAUGGAGGCCAUGUUGAUCGUGUUGUUAAGGAGGAAGAAAUCCAUAAUGAUUUUAGGGUUCAUGAGUGAAUGUUUUUGAUUUUGAUUUGUUUAGGGUUUAUGAUUUUA